This is a messenger RNA of Lycium ferocissimum, 2932 nucleotides long. RefSeq lists its product as uncharacterized. The coding region runs from base 753 to 2759 and encodes 668 amino acids. NCBI's taxonomy places the organism in Eukaryota, Viridiplantae, Streptophyta, Magnoliopsida, Solanales, Solanaceae. The record is from RefSeq and is a predicted model, not a curated record. Gene Ontology annotation, molecular function: protein dimerization activity. The transcript has 4 exons.
AAAUAGCAGCUAGGGUUUUUUGUUUGCCUCCUUCUCUCUUCUCCUUCAAGGUUUCAGGUAUGUCUCUUUCUCCUUCUUCUUUUUCUUCAGUUCUUCUUCUUUCUUCUUCUUUCUUCCUCCUGUAUUUUUGACUUCUGCUUCUUCAUCUGUUCUUCUUCUUUCUUCUUCUUUUUUUCCGGCGACAACUGGCCUAUUUCCGGCCACCUCUGGUUUUUUUUUUUUUUUUCCUUCUUCUAUUCUCUUCUUCUUUUUCUGUUUUUUCUCCUCUGUUUUUUUACCCUCAGUUUUUUUCACCUCUGUUAAUUGCUCUGUUUUUUUCUCCUCUGUUUUUUUUUUCUCUGUUUGGACCAGUGAGGCAGUGGUUGUUUUGCUCCUAUUUUUUCUGUUCAAUAAUUGUUUAAAUUUUGCUAUACAGUUAUAAACAGUAGGUUCAAAUUCAAUGGAAUCGUCGGACGCUAGCAAAAAAGACAUAGGUUGGAAUUAUGGUAUCAAAGGCCCAACAAAAGAUUCAGUCACAUGUAUCUUUUGUCGAGAAACUUUCAAUGGCGGAAUUACUCGACACAAACAACAUUUAAUUGGUGGUUACGAAAUGUAAAAAAAUGUGGAGUUUGUCCGCCCGAAAUUAGGGAAGAAGUAAAAAAGUAUGUUGAAAGUAAACAGUUGUUAAAAACUCAAAUGUUGCACCAACCAUCCUUGGCUAAUCUCUCUGAUGAAGAUGAUGAAAUGAUGCCUCCUCCUCAAAAAGUCAAAAAAUGUCAUCCAAUGCAUCAUCCACGGCACGGACUGCCAAUGUGAAAGGUCCCAUGAAUCUUUAUUACCCGCAAACAUCAAAGGGGAAGGGAAGCAGUAGCACGGCAGCGUCUGAUGCAUCCAAGAAGUUGCUAAGAGAUCGCGCUGUAAGUGCUUUUGCAGUAUGGGUAUAUGAUGCAGGGCUCCCUUUUAAUUGUGUAAAUCACAAAAGUUUUGAUAAAUACAUUGAGGCCAUAGGACAAUAUGGCCCAGGAAUGAAACCUCCUACCUAUCACGAAAUUAGAGUUACUCAUCUAAAAAAAGAGGUGGAGAAGAUAGAUGAGAUUAUUGAGGAACAUAAAUUGAAAUGGACAGAGUUUGGGUGUUCAAUUAUGAUGGACAAGUGGACAGCACGAAAUGGAAAAAUGAUCAUCAAUAUUUUGGUCAAUUCUCCAUUAGGUAGUGUGUUUCUUGGGUCAGUCGAUGCUAGUGAUGAAUCUACAAAUUCCACCAAGAUGUUCAACUUGUUUGAGAAGACUAUUAAGCAAAUUGGACCGGAAAAAGUUAUACAAGUUGUUACCGAUAAUGCUAGCGAGAAUGUUAAAGCCGGUGACAUGAUAAUGGGUGUGUACCCGCACAUUUAUUGGACUCCAUGUGCUGCACAUUGUAUCAAUUUGAUGUUUGGUGACAUCUUCAAAAUAAACCCGUAUGCUUCAGUUUUUCAGAAGGCCAUUAAGAUACAUUCUUACAUAGCAAUGAGGCCAUUGUUGUUGAACAUGAUGAGAAGAUAUACAAAACAAAGAAAUUUGGUGAAACCGGCUAAGACAAGAUUUGCAACGGCCUUCUUAACUUUGCAAUCUUUUUACAUGCAAAAGAAAAACUUGAGAACUAUGAUCUUCUCAACCGAAUGGACAGAAAGUAGAUUUGCAAAGGAACUUUUGGGAAAAGAAGUUGUCAGACAUCUUACUUCUACAUCUUUUUGGAAUGAUGUUGUUAGGGCACUUAAAGUUGGUUCUCCUUUGAUAGUAGCGCUUCGCUUGGUGGAUGGAGAAAAAAAACCAUCAAUGGGCUAUAUUUAUGAAGCAAUGGAUAGAGCCAAAGAAGCUAUUGAAAAGGGUUUUCAUGGUGAUCGGAAGCAAUAUGAGAAAGUUUUCGAAAUCAUUGAUCGGCGGUGGACGGACCAACUUCAUAGACCUUUGCAUGCAGCAGGCCAUAUUUUGAACCCGGGAAUGUUUUACACUAAUUAUCAAAAUAAGACUUUAUCAACAGAAGUGUGGCAAGGUUACCUUGAAUGUGUUGGUAAGAUGGUCCCUAAUGGAACACAAGAUGCUCUCAUCAAAGAGCUUCAUAUGUAUAAACAUGCAAUGGGGACUUUUGGUAUGCCUCAGGCUAUAAGAAACAGAGACAAAACAUCCCCUUCUGAAUGGUGGUCGGUAUUUGGUAAUCAUACCCCAAACUUGCAACAGCUUGCCAUAAGAGUAUUAAGUUUAACUUGUAGCGCAUCCGGAUGCGAGAGAAAUUGGAGCGUGUUUGAACAUAUUCAUACCAAAAAGAGGAAUAAGCUUGAACUAUCGCGUCUCAACAAUCUAGUGUACAUUAAGUACAAUAGAACAUUGAGGCGUCGUUAUGAUGUUGGCGAUACCGUUGAUCCAAUUCUGUUGGAUAAUAUUGACGAAGCAAAUGAAUGGUUAAUUGGAUGCCCCCAAAAUGAAGAAGAGGAACUAGUAUAUGAGGGAUGUGAUCUUGAUUGGGGUACUGUUUCUAGGGCGUCUGGAGUUGAGGAGAAUAUCUAUGGUCUUAGGGGCGGUUCUUCAAGUUCAGGGUCACAUAACAAGGGCAAAAGAGGAGCUACUACUGCUACAAGCUCACUUCGGUCUCGGUGCUUAAUUGAUGAAGAUGAAAACUCCGAGUUCGAGACCGAGACUGAGACCGAGACCGAGCCCGAGGAGGAAGAAGAUGAGGAGCAAUAUAAUGUUGAGAAUCUUGGAUAUCAAGAAUUUGGAAAUCUUGAAGAUCUUGAAUUUGAAUAGACUUUUAGUAUUGCACUAUUGCUUUAAUUUUAGUGUUGCUUGUCUUGUCACUUAUGAAUUAUUGAGUCAUUGACUCAUUCAAGUUCUAGACUCUUAGUAUCUACUAUCUACCUUUAAUUUUUGAAUUGAAAUAUUUGCUAAUAUGUUAUUGCUAGUGAGAUUUUGAUUAUUUA